AUGGGGGAACAGGCUCGGCUGCUGAAUAUGCAUGUUAACCACCAGAUCCAAGUUAUGAAAAGACCAGUGGACCAGACGGGGGUCGUUUAUCUGGUCACCACAGAAGAAAAAAGGUUACUGCUAAAUGACCCAGAUGUACUUGUUAAUCGAUUGAAUCGACUUGAAAGUGUCCUGGCGGUACUUAAUAGUACAGUGCAGCAGCUAUCAACUGAGAACAAACAACAGUCAAUAACUAUUCAGCAACAGCAAAUUUCAAACCAGCAACAGGAACAUACAAUAAGACAGUUACAGGAUACUAUUAGAAACUAUCAACAUUUUGGAACAACUUAUAUUAGAUGGGGACGAAAGCAGUGUCCAAAUAAUAACACAGAAUUAGUUUACUCAGGCUUUGCAGGUGGUGGCUAUUAUGGCGAGUCAGGCUCUGCUGCUGAAUAUGUAUGUUUGCCACCAGAUCCAAAUUAUGUAAAAACUAGUGGUGGAGCAGAUAAUGGUCAUAUGUACGGUGCAGAAUUUAACUCCAACUUUUUUGCUUCGAAUGCUAAUGGCGAGGACGUCCCGUGUGCCUUAUGUAGAACGAAUCAAGCCACAUCUGUGAUAAUGAUUCCCGGUAAGAAUACUUGCUAUAGAGGAUGGACGUUGGAAUAUCAUGGAUACUUGGCAUCGGGAUAUUAUGGUCACAAUGUUGCUUCUGCUUAUGUUUGCGUAGACAUCAAACCAGAAUAUGUUAUGGGAGGCGUGGAUUUUCAUUACGGUAAACUUUUCUUUGAUGUCCUCACAAAAUGUGGAUCUUUGAAAUGUCCACCGUAUAUUAACAAUUAUCCAUUGACCUGUGUAGUCUGUUCUAAGUAA
Molecule: messenger RNA, 849 nt
Organism: Mytilus trossulus (common blue mussel)
Lineage: Eukaryota; Metazoa; Mollusca; Bivalvia; Mytilida; Mytilidae
Exons: 4
Coding region: 1-849 (282 amino acids)
Source: RefSeq, a predicted model, not a curated record